This is a messenger RNA of Oncorhynchus gorbuscha (pink salmon), 1826 nucleotides long. RefSeq names its product DNA damage-inducible transcript 4 protein-like. Gene Ontology annotation, cellular component: cytoplasm. The record is from RefSeq and is a predicted model, not a curated record. Gene Ontology annotation, molecular function: 14-3-3 protein binding. Gene Ontology annotation, biological process: apoptotic process; negative regulation of TOR signaling; response to hypoxia. Lineage: Eukaryota; Metazoa; Chordata; Actinopteri; Salmoniformes; Salmonidae. The transcript is spliced from 3 exons. Bases 206 to 919 code for a protein of 237 amino acids.
AGAGCUGAGCAGCUGUGCGACGGGAGAGCUACAUGUAUAGUCGGCUUGACUGGGAAGCCUUUGUCCUCAAACGCAGCAACAAAAAUAAAUAAACUGGAUUAGCAACAGAAAGAACAUUUCCACGUUAGCAACAUAUCUUUAACCUGAUCUAUGAUCCCUGAGACUUGGAAAGUUAUAAUAAGUUGAACAAGUUGACCACUUGGAAAUGAUGCAUGCACUUCCUACAACCAUGAUGGUCCAUGAUUUAGACAUCUUCAGCUCAUCUCCUUCUCCAAUGGACGCCACCGCCAAAAGGUCUUCAUGGGGGAAACUGGUGCAGAAGUUAACAGACUUCAGUGGAGACGGACAGAGCAGCCGUCACAGUUUAGACUCCGACUCAGACAAUGGCAGCAGGACUGAUCUCUCAGACUCCGGGUUUGACUUUCCCUCUAUCUCCUCAUCUGAUGACUUCGGCAACGUGCUAUACGAUGAUCUCCUCUCAAUGGAGGAGACCCUUCUGAAAGAACUUGUGCACCUAAUUGCCAGUAGCUUAAGGGAAGCCAAAGACGGCGCCCUUAGAUGUUCGAAACUACUCAUCCCUGAGAAGCUUCUGGAACACAUAGGCCAAGAGCUCCUUCACCUGGCAGCCAGCGAGCCCUGUGGCCUGAGGGGGGCUCUCAUAGACCUCUGCGUGGAACAGGGGGAGGUGUGUCAGAGUAUGGAACAGAUCACCGUGGACCCAUAUCUCGUCCCAACCUUCCAGCUCACACUGGUGCUGAGGCUCGAUUCUGGAGGACUGUGGCCCAAAAUCCAAGGGCUUUUCUCCACAAAGUCUCCAUCCAGUCCCGUAAAGAGACAGGCAAUUAGACUGAGCACGGGCUUCAGAGUGAUCAAGAAGAAACUGUACAGCUCUGAAGAGUUGCUCAUUGAAGAAUGCUGAGAGAAACCAAAGAGACAUUCUUUAGAUAUUUUUCUAAUAAACCUCGUUGUACCAAGUGUCCUACCUACAACGCUCAUCAGAGCCCUAGUGAUCAACAUUUGGGAUUCUAGUCAAAUGUAUGAUUUUCUAGGACCUUUUCUUAAUUAAGAUGAAUCGCCGAUUACUUUGCUAUGUUCAUGAUUUGCAGAUUGGCGUUCCUGUGUAGGGGAGCCACAGUAAAUGGUACAUGACAAAUGAAUAAGAACAACUAUUGUGCUUAAGAGAAUGGAGCAGGGAGCCACAGUAAAUGGUAUGUGAGUAGUUUAGUGUGCUUAAGAGAAUGGAGCAGGGAGCCACAGUAAAUGGUAUGUGAGUAGUUUAGUGUGCUUAAGAGAAUGGAGCAGGGAGCCACAGUAAAUGGUAUGUGAGUAGUUUAAUGUGCUUAAGAGAAUGGUGUUAACCUUAACACUGAAAAAUGAAGUUUCUGGCACUUUUGCAAACCACUAUCUAUUUUUAUACAAGAUGGGUGGUUUGGUUUUUCAUUUAUUGUUAAAAAUGUUUACCUGUUUCUAUUGAAACCAGACAAUGGCAGCUAGCUGAAUGGUAAUGUUUGUAUGUGGCCAUUUUAGAAACUGUGGUAAUUAUUUUUUCUUUGUGGCAUUUCAUUGUACACUAUGGUGAGGGGACCAGAUUGACAUGUUUGUUUAGAGACCAACAUUACGUCGCGGUACUUGCUUCUCCGUCUGUAGCAUCUAUUCUGUGAACCACAGGUCAGUUUACUUGAUUCUUUAUUUCUGGUUUCGACUGGCUUGUCCUCCUGCAUACUCAUCUGUGCAUCAUUUUAUUUGAUAUUCAAAUAUCUGUACUGUCUUGAUUACUUUCCAUUUUAUGAAUCUUGGACAAUAAAUAUUUUUUUAUACAAAACUUG